Molecule: messenger RNA, 2232 nt
Organism: Ilex paraguariensis (yerba mate)
Lineage: Eukaryota; Viridiplantae; Streptophyta; Magnoliopsida; Aquifoliales; Aquifoliaceae
Source: the annotation of a GenBank genome assembly
UUUCAAUCGUUCUCCGAAAGAAUCUCUCAAAUUGAGGUCAACGUAUUUCAUAAAGUAAAGCAUCCUUAUGAAGAAGAGGACGAAGAGAAUGGAACCUUUUAUUCUCGAUGUUUGAAACGGUUAAAAAAUGAUAAUUUCUCGGCUGAGUUUACAGAACUAUGUAAAGUUCUCCCUCACGAUGUUUCUUUACCCGAGCUGAUCGUUCAGAAACAAAAACUAGUAGAUAUUUUGAUUAGUCAUAUAAAAUCCUGCGAUUUGGAAGCGUUACCUCCAGCUUUAGAAUUAUUAGUUGCCAUCGCACGAGACCUAGGUGAAGAUUUUUAUCCAUUUUUUCACCUUCAAAUCCUACCAGAAUGUGUAGAGUUAUUGAAUUCUCGAGAACCAGAACAAAUCGAAUGCGUUUUCAAUUGCCUUGCUCAUCUCUUCAAGUACCUGUGGGUACAUAUCGUAAGAAAAAUCAGCAAUGUUUUGCCACAUUUGUUACCUUUGCUCAGCAGUUCCAGACCAAAAUACAUCAACGAGUUUGCUGCUGAAAGUUUCGCUUUUGUAGCUCGUAAAGAGCUAGUCGGCGUGGCAAGAUUAUUCUUCGAAGUCAUAAGAAGUGUGGCUCAACAGUUUCACAGUUGUACUGAAGAUUUCUUGACCCUACUACUUGAAGAGUUAGAUAAUAGAGAAUGGUCUGAACUGUUGUUGAUUAUUUGUGAAAAUUUGAUCUCUGAUAUUACCAGAUUCGUGUCAACGAAAACGGAUGUUUCUGUCAUUUGGAAGACUUUUAUCAAUGUGGGUAACAAAUUUUCAGCCCUAUGGGUGAAGCAUCGAGAUGAGCAUAAUGCAUGCAAUUUAUACAUGAUUUUGAAAAUCGCCCAACAACUGGUGACUAGCAGAGAACUCAUCCUGAGGGAUCCGGAAAAAUUCGUAGCAUUUCUCUUACAAUUGGGGAAAGAUCCUGAAGUUCGGAAGUUCAAUCAGUUACAUGGAAUAAUUAUCGAUAUCUUGUCGUAUAUCCUCAGUGAGGAACGUUUAUCUCUUAAAAUCAAAAAUACGACUGACAUAAUAAUGAAGAUUGCAGAGAACAUUGACAAUGAGGUGUUGCUCGUUCAAUUUUGUGAAGUACUCAUUGAGCUUCCAGCUUAUGAAAAGCUCGUUUUUGAAGAAUUCCUUAAAUGGUCAGUUCCUGACUCAUUUUACCAAUAUCUAUUGGAUUGUAUUCCAGAUAAAUCAAAAGAAAUUACGUCUUCUUCUGUGGAAGAGAUUUUGUCUGCAAUUUUAAUCUUGUCUGGUGUAGAAAAAUGUCGUGAAUCGUUUUGCAAGAAAACUGAUUAUGCGAUUGCCCAGCUUUGCUUAAUCAUCAAGGAUAAGGAUGAAAACGAAGAAAACACUGCAAAAAUUUUAUACACUUUACUGAUGGCGUAUCAUUAUCGUUCAAAAUGCUCGGAUUUCCUUGAAGUGAACCUCGAUCAUAUUUUCGAAACAGCCAUGAAAUAUGUUAAUUCGUGCAAUUACCUUUGCUCAUUGAGACUGCUCCAGUUAAAGAAGGUUCCAAAUGAUAUGAAACCUUUGUACUACAACAGAGACUUGUUAAUCAACAAUUUAAGCUCUCCGUUUCACAAGGUACGAUUAUUUACCUUACAAGUUUUGGCAGAAAUGGAAAGCAAUGAAGUGUUUCAAACGAUGCUGAACGUUGAAAUGAUUAUUCCAUCGAUUGGAAAUUAUCGUGAAAAGUUGAAUUUACUCCAACAAUUGGAGUACAGUGAUGAGUUGGCGUCGUGCAGCGUUGCUGUGAUGAAAUUUUUGUUUGGCAAUUUAUUCAUAAAUUUCCAAUACUUGUGGGAACCUACGCAGAAACUGAUCAAAUCUCAUCUAGAGAAUAACCAAUCUAUUUGGCCUACUGUGCAAGAUGAGCUGGAGGAUUCAGUUGUCAAUAUUUUGGAUAAGCUGAAAAUGAUGCAAGAUUUUUCUGUGAACUUUGAAGCUGACUGCAUCAGUGAACAUUUUUAUGAACUUAAUGGCGUUGACGACCGACCUGAUUUCUACAAUUUUCGAAACCUUUUGCUGGAAUCUUUGCUCAGUGCCAGUCAUGUGAAAUUCACUUCUGAAUACAAGACUACCUUCGAGUACAAGACUUCGAUCGAUGUCCAGAAGAUGGACGAAGAACUUUCAGACACUGAGAACGCCGACACUGAAGAUAAUUCUGAAAAAUCUUCAAAAAAAAAAGCUGAAACCAGAUCAUAA